Molecule: messenger RNA, 1600 nt
Organism: Eucalyptus grandis
Lineage: Eukaryota; Viridiplantae; Streptophyta; Magnoliopsida; Myrtales; Myrtaceae
Product: amino acid permease 3
Cellular component (GO): plasma membrane
Source: RefSeq, a predicted model, not a curated record
AUGGAGAAUCCAAACAGCCAGGCCUCCAAUGUAUCCAAUGAUGGCCCCCCAGAAGGUGGCUCCGGAUGCUUUGAUGACGACGGUCGUCCCAAACGCACAGGGACGGUAUGGACAGCGAGCGCUCUCAUAAUCACAGCACUGAUCGGAUCUGGAGGGCCGUCCCUGUCUUGGGCCAUCGCGCAGCUCGGUUGGAUUGCCGGCCCCACCAUCAUGCUCCUAUUUGCCUUUGUCACUUACUACAACUCCACCCUCCUCACCACCUGUUAUCGCUCCGGCGACCCCGCCACCGGCAACCGUAACUACGCCUACAUGGGUGCUGUCCGUGACAAUCUUGGUAGCUUCAAAAUCAAGCUUUUUGAGCUGGUUCUAUACGUGAACCUAUUUGGGGUUGCCAUUGGUUACACCAUUGCAUCUUCCACCAGCAUGAUGGCUAUCAAGAGGUCCAAUUGCUUCCACGAGAAGGAUGAGAAGGACCCGCGUCACAUCAACAGCAAUCCUUACAUGAUUGCGUUUGGCUUCGUUGAAAUCAUUUUAUCUCAGAUCCCCAAUUUCGAUCGGCUGUGGUGGCUGUCAAUCGGCGCCGCCUUCAUGUCCUUUACCUACACCAUCAUUGAACUUGGCCUCAGUAUUGCCAAACUUGCAGAGACAGGGAAAAUUAAGGGAAGUCUCACUGGAAUCAACAUCGGGGCCUUGACCUCAACGCAGAAUAUAUGGAGGAACUUCCAGGCUCUUGGUGACAUCGCCUUUGCCUAUUCGUACUUCCUCAUCCUCGUUGAAGUUCAGGACACCAUCCGGUCCUCUCCAUCUGAAUCAAAGACGACGAAGAAGGCGAGUCUUAUCAGCAUAGCAGCCACAACCCUUUUCUACAUGAUCUGUGGGUGCACGGGCUACGCAGCCUUUGGCGAUAUGGCACCCAAAAACCUCCUCACUGGGUUCGGCUUCUACAACCCAUACUGGAUGGUCGACAUUGCAAACGCCGCAAUCGUGAUCCUCCUCCUCUGCGCGUACCAAUUCAACUGCCAACUAUUCGCCUAUGUUGAGAAGACCUUGGAUGAGAAAUUUCCCAACAGCCAGUUCAUCGAGAGGAAGAUCAAACUCCGCAUCCCCGGGUGCAGCCCUUACGAGCUCAAACCCUUCCAGUUGGUCUGGAGGACGGUCUUCGUGAUCGGGACCACCUUCAUCUCCAUGCUCCUCCCAUUCUUCAAUGACAUUGUUGGCCUGCUCGGAGCACUAGGUUUUUGGCCCCUCACGGUCUUUUUCCCAGUCGAGAUGUAUAUUAAGCAGAAGAAAAUACCCAAGUGGAGCACCAAGUGGGUGUUCCUCCAGAUUGUAAAUGUGGCUUGCCUUAUCAUCACCAUUGCUGCAGCCGCUGGUUCUGUCGCCGAUGUAUUUCUCGACCUCAAGUCCUUCAAGCCAUUCAGUACUGACUACUAAACAUCGUGCUACUGAUAGGAAUGUCGCAAGUAAGGAAAGGACCGAGUGAAGGCGCAAGAGAUUAUUUUUCGUGUUCAUGUUCGCAGAAAGUUUAUUGUGUUUGUGGAAUUUGCUGUGUGAUAAGUUUUAGGGUCAUGUUUCAGUUUCACUGUAUAAUCUAUGUAGG